AUGAUUGCUAUGCUCUGCUCAUAUCCACGUUGUUUAGAUCAUCUGAAAAGUUUUGGAAGUCAUUGCUAUCGUAAUUACUUUACUGUUUUAGGGCUUUUCUGCGUUUAUUUUCUACAUACGAUUUUUGCAAGCUCGCAAUACUUUUCUUUGCUAGUCCCAAUCAGAUCUUAUUCAAGUUCAGUACCUUUAACUGCUGAAACUUAUGCUGAUAAAGUUCAACGUAAUCAAGCUUAUAAAAAAUUAGAUGAAGGAGAUCUUGCCUAUUUCCAAUCGAUCUUAGAACCUAAUCAAAUUAUUUCUAAUAAUGAAGAUGAUUUAGCCUUUUAUAAUGAAGAUUGGAUGAGAAAAUAUAGAGGACAAUCUAAAUUAUUAUUAAAACCUAAAACAACUGAACAAGUUAGUGAAAUAUUGAAAUAUUGUAAUAGUAAUAAAUUAGCUGUUGUACCUCAAGGUGGUAACACUGGUCUUGUAGGUGGUUCAAUACCUGUAUUUGAUGAAAUUAUUUUAUCAUUAUCAUCUUUAAAUAAAAUAAGAUCUUUUGAUAAUGUUAGUGGUAUUUUUAAAUGUGAUGCUGGUGUCAUCUUAGAAACUGCCGAUCAAUACUUGGCUGAACAGGGUUAUAUUUUCCCAUUAGAUUUAGGUGCUAAGGGUUCAUGUCAUGUUGGUGGUGUAGUUGCUACAAAUGCAGGUGGUUUAAGAUUAAUAAGAUAUGGUUCAUUACAUGGAACCGUAUUGGGUUUAGAAGUAGUUUUAGCUGAUGGUACCAUUGUUAAUUCAUUAGAUUCUUUAAGAAAGGAUAAUACAGGUUAUGAUUUGAAACAAUUAUUUAUUGGAAGUGAAGGAUCACUUGGAGUUAUCACUGGUGUUUCCAUUUUAUGUCCAGCUCGUCCUCAGGCUGUUAAUGUUGCAGUUUUAGCAGUUGAUUCAUAUGAAUCUGUACAAAAAGUAUUUAAUGAUGCUAGAAAGGAAUUAUCAGAAAUCUUAUCGGCUUUUGAAUUUAUGGAUGAGACUUCCCAAAUCUUAGUUUCUAAAUAUCUUAAACUUGAUCACCCAAUUGAAAGUGAUUCAUAUCCAUUUUAUAUCUUAAUUGAAACAUCUGGUUCAAAUAAAGAACAUGAUGAUGAAAAAUUAGAAACUUUCUUAGGUAAUGCUAUGGAAAAUGGAAUUGUUCUUGAUGGAAUCAUUGCUCAAGAUGAAACUCAAUUAAGAUCCUUAUGGAAUUGGAGAGAAAAUAUCCCUGAAGCAUCUCAAAUGCAAGGUGGAGUUUAUAAAUAUGAUGUUUCUAUUCCAUUAAAAGAUUUAUAUGGAUUAGUUGAAGCUGCUAAUGAAAAGUUAGAGGCUGCAGGAUUGGUUGAUUUUGAAGAUAUUUCUAAACCUGUAGUUAAAGCUGUAGGAUAUGGACAUAUUGGAGAUGGAAAUUUACAUUUAAAUGUUGCAGUUAGAAAAUAUUCUAAAGAAGUUGAAAAAGUAUUAGAACCAUUUGUUUAUGAAUGGAUUCAAUCAAAGAAAGGUUCUAUUUCUGCUGAACAUGGUUUAGGAUUUCAAAAGAAAAAUUACAUUCAAUACUCUAAAUCUCCAGUUGAAAUUGCUUUAAUUAAAGAUAUUAAGCAUCAUUAUGAUCCAAAUGGAAUUUUAAAUCCAUAUAAAUAUGUUUAA
This is a messenger RNA of Scheffersomyces amazonensis, 1656 nucleotides long. RefSeq names its product D-lactate dehydrogenase (gene AIP2). Gene Ontology annotation, molecular function: FAD binding; catalytic activity. Gene Ontology annotation, cellular component: mitochondrion. Bases 1 to 1656 code for a protein of 551 amino acids. Lineage: Eukaryota; Fungi; Ascomycota; Pichiomycetes; Serinales; Debaryomycetaceae. The transcript is spliced from 2 exons. The record is from RefSeq and is a predicted model, not a curated record.